This is a messenger RNA of Cornus florida, 2992 nucleotides long. RefSeq names its product G-type lectin S-receptor-like serine/threonine-protein kinase At1g11330. Gene Ontology annotation, molecular function: ATP binding; protein serine/threonine kinase activity. Bases 305 to 2992 code for a protein of 895 amino acids. Lineage: Eukaryota; Viridiplantae; Streptophyta; Magnoliopsida; Cornales; Cornaceae. Gene Ontology annotation, biological process: recognition of pollen; protein phosphorylation. The record is from RefSeq and is a predicted model, not a curated record. The transcript is spliced from 7 exons.
UUAAGCCACCCAUAGAAUAAUAGACACGUUUUUUAAAAUCUAAUAACCUAUACCGUUCAAGAUGGAGUAAACUUGUCCUUAAAACAAUAUAAGAAGUAACUUUUGAGAAAAUUGUUGUUGAAUUCCGAGGCACUGUAGUUUACAAUUCUAACUUUGAUUGAGUGGGUCUCUGUCAAUGCCUGUUAUUUGUGGAUGUUAAAUUUUUGUGACUACAAUUUUCCACCCUUUCUUGUACUCCAUGUCGACAUUGGAAAAAAUGGUCUACCAUUUCUUGUACUCCAUAUAGAAGGUUGAAUUACUGUUGAUGCAUGGAAGUGUCCUUACUCCUUACGCAACAAAUAAGAAGACAUCACCACCUUCCGUCUUCAUCAACAAGAAGCACUCAAACAGGGUUAUCGGACUCGCAAUGGUAUGUACAAGAUUGAUGACUCUUCUUCUCAUAUUUUAUUGUUCUUGUACCAUAGAAUUUUCCACUGCCAUAGACACAAUUACAUCAACUCAACUCAUCAAUGACCCUGAAGCUAUAGUCUCCAAUGGUACUGCCACCUUCAAACUGGGAUUUUUUAGCCCAGUUAAUUCUACUAACCGGUAUGUUGGUAUAUGGUACAACCACAUCUCUGCCAAGGCUGUGGUAUGGGUUGCCAAUAGAGAGAAACCUCUGAAUGACUCUUCCGGUACACUGACAAUAUCCGAGGAUGGCAAUUUUGUGGUCUUGGAUGGACAGAAACAGAUUGUUUGGUCAUCAGAUGUUCCAAAUUCUUCGGCGAAUUCAAGUGCUCUCCUUUUAGAUUCUAGGAACCUUAUCCUACAAGAUGACUCGAAUGGAAAUAUUAUAUGGGAGAGUUUUGAACACCCUUCUGAUUCUUUCUUGGAAGGGAUGAAAAUUAGUACCAAAAAGUUCACAGAUAAGAAGACUCAGCUGACCUCAUGGAAAAGCCCUUCAGAUCCAUCCAAUGGAAGGUUCACUUUGGGCAUCAAUGCUCAGAAUAUUCUAGAAGUGUAUAUAUGGAAUGGUAGUCAUCCAUACUGGAGGGCCGGUCCAUGGAAUGGGCAGGUUUUUAUUGGCAUACCUGAAAUGAUUUCGUUGUACAUUAGCAGAUAUGAUGUUGUAGAGGAUAAAGAAGGUAACGUAUACAUAAGUUAUUCUUAUGCAAAAGAGUCUCCACUGUUAUAUAUGACCUUAAGUUCCGAUGGAUAUCUAAUAGAGAAGAACAAGAGUUGGGAAAAUCUGUGGUGGGCUCCAGAUACUGAAUGUGAUGUUUAUGGCAAGUGUGGUCCAUUUGGGAGCUGCAAUGUGCAUGGCUCGCCAAUUUGCACCUGUUUACGUGGGUUUGAUCCAAAGGAUAUGGAGGAAUGGAGUAGAGGAAAUUGGAGCAGUGGAUGUGAAAGGAGGAGACAAUUGCAGCGUGAGAGAAACAAUAGUGAUGGUGGUGAAAUGGGCAAAGAUGAUGGGUUUUUGAAGCUAAAGACGGUGAAAGUGCCCGCCUUUGCUGAGUUGUCACUUGCUGCUCAAGAUAACUGCGAAAGCCAGUGCUUGAAGAAUUGUUCAUGUAUAGCUUAUACAUAUUGUAGUGGCAUUGGUUGUAUGCAGUGGAGUGGAGACUUAAUUGACAUACAGGAAUUUUCCUAUGGAGGAUCAGAUCUUUACAUUCGCGUUGCAUAUUCAGAGCUUGGUAACAAAAAGAGGAGCACAAAAGUAGUUAUCACAAUUGCGGUGCUCAUAGGGUCAUUAACAAUUGCAAUCUGUAUCUAUCUUUCUUGGAGGUGGAUGGCUAGACCACCAGGAAGGAAGAAUAAGUUGGAGAAGUUAUUAUUUAAAAGAGGUGGAGUGAAUCUAGAUUGUUCAAAUGAAAGCAUUCUUGGAAAGAAUCUGAAUCGAAUUGAUCUUGAAGAGCUACCUCUUUUCAGUUUUCAGAAACUAGCAAUUGCAACAGACAAUUUUGAUGUGGCCAAUAAGCUCGGGCAAGGUGGUUUUGGUCCAGUGUACAAGGGAAAAUUGUCAAGCGGACAAGAUAUAGCUGUCAAACGGCUUUCAAAAUUCUCUGGACAAGGGCUGGAGGAGUUUAUGAAUGAGGUUUUGGCAAUUUCCCAACUCCAACAUCGCAAUCUUGUUAGACUUCUUGGCUGCUGUGAGGAAGGAGAAGAAAAGAUGUUAAUCCACGAAUACAUGCCAAAUAAAAGCUUGGAUGGAUUUCUCUUUGAUCCAAUCAAGCAAAAACUCCUAGAUUGGAGAAAACGCAGCAACAUUAUUGAAGGGAUUGCUCAAGGACUACUUUACCUUCACAGAGAUUCCAGAUUAAAGAUUAUCCAUAGAGAUUUAAAGACAAGUAAUGUUCUGUUGGAUGUAAAUCUAAAUCCAAAAAUUUCAGAUUUCGGCAUAGCAAAGAUUUUUGGAGACAACCAGGACCAAGCAAACACUAGAAGGGUUGUUGGAACAUACGGUUAUAUGGCCCCUGAAUAUGCAAUGCGAGGAAGAUUCUCAGAAAAAUCUGAUGUCUUUAGCUUUGGAGUAUUGUUGUUAGAGAUUGUAAGUGGGCAAAAGAACUCUAACUUUUAUCAUGAUAAGCACUCUUUAAGCCUUCUAGGAUUUGUAAGUUCACUUGAACUAUUGCCUCAAUUACUCCAUAUAGUUCCUUUUAAUUUUUCUAAUUUCAACAUUUCAUGGUUGUGUUAUUAUGUUCAGGCGUGGAAGUUGUGGAAUGAGAAUAGGAUUGAAAUGCUAAUAGAUCCAACAAUUUCUGAUCCAUGCUUUUAUGUAGAGAUCUUGAGACACAUACAUGUAGGACUGUUGUGUGUGCAAGAUCUUGCUACUGAUAGGCCAACUAUGUCUACUGUUCUUUUCAUGCUUAGUAGUGAAAUUGCAAAUCUUCCAACUCCAAAACAACCUGCAUUUACCGAAAUGCUAGGACUCUCAAAUAAACGAUCUUCUCAACAAACCCGAAGGAAGUUUUCUGUAAACAAUGUAACACUCACAACCAUUGACGGCCGUUAG